AUGAAGAAGUCAUUCGCCGCUCGUCGCGUUCCACGGAAGAUUGGCCACGACGAACAGGAUGCCCCGUCGGAUGUCUCAAGUAACANNAUGGUCAGUCUUCACACCCUUGAUGUGAUUGCCAGCUCUAACAAAGCUCGUCGUGGCAGUUGGUUGACGCCCUUCCUCACAGACUCCACCACCACCACCACCACCUCUUCCAUAGUCAAGCGACCCGUCGCAAAGCAUCGCAAGUCUUCGACAUUGCGCCCCUCGUUCGCUUCUGACGACGAUAACGACGGCGACUCUACUCUUGUCACUCCCAAACGCGCAAACCUCUCCCGCCUGGCUAUCCAACGAAAUGCCGAAAAGCGCUCAGACGUUGCUUUUCGCCCAAGCCUUGAUUCAACCUCGGACCGUCCAACUUAUAACAGAGACUACCUAGACGAGCUGAAACAGAGCACUCCAGCCACACCCAAGGACAUCGCAUCAACAGCAACCACAGACAACGAAGAUGCUGCUUUUUCCUCUCGUGCUGCCAUCAACAUCAAAUCAAAAUUUGGUUCCGACCUUUCCAGAUAUCAGCCUCCCACAGCUAUACCCACCGCCGCCGAGAUUCAGGAANAGAAAGCACGUCGCGCACGAUUAGCCAAGGAGAACGACUUUGUAUCGCUAGAAGAUGAUGGUGAUGACGAAGAAGACGAUGAUACAGUCACACGGGAUGACCAGGGUCGCUUGAUCCUCAAACCAAAGGAAAAGUACCCGGAGACUCGCCUGGUGCACGACGAUGAGGACAUGCUCGAAGGAUUCGAUGAUUUCACAACUGAUGGCAAGAUCGCAUUUGGACGCAAGGCUCAGAUAGAGGAAGACCAAAAACGCAGAGCCGAAAUGGCCUCCAUGAUUGCCGACGCCGAGGGUCAAAGUGCAGAUGACGACAACGAAGAUGAUGAGAGCGAGGCCGAACGAAAUGCUGCUUUUGAGGUUGCGCAAACGCGUCACGGUACCUAUGCUGCACGCGAACAGGAAGCUGACUCGGCGCGGCCCCAAACACCACCAAGGGUUGUACCCCUACCAACAAUGGAUAGCGUGGUCGAAAGGCUUCGCAAGCGGUUAGAGGAGAUGCAACUAGUUCGUGCCAACAAAGCGAACGAGAUGCAAAGCCUGGUAGACGAAAAAUCAAGCAUCGGUGAAGAAGAAGUGAGAGUUCAAGCAGCUCUGAAAGAGACGGGCGAGAAAUACCAGAAGUUGAGAGAGGAUAUGGGCUUGCAGGCCAAGGAUGACGAUAAACAGAUCACCACAGGGCAUUCAGUGGAACAGAAGCCUACGACACACAGCAAUGAAGAUAGUGAGGACUAUGAAGAUGACGAUGAAGAUGACGAUGACGCGGAGGGCGGAAGAUCAGGCCUCGGGUCAGGUCUAGGGAGUGGAAUGCGUCGAGACAUGUCAGACUGGGGUGUGUAG
Aureobasidium musti is the source of this 1437-nucleotide messenger RNA. NCBI's taxonomy places the organism in Eukaryota, Fungi, Ascomycota, Dothideomycetes, Dothideales, Saccotheciaceae. The record is from the annotation of a GenBank genome assembly.